CGCUCACCGGGGGUAGGGCCCCAAGCUCGCUGUGAGGGCCGCGUCGCCGGCGCCUCCGCGCGCUAGCCGCCGGUGUAUGGUGGAGCGCGCCAGGCGGGGGGCGGGGAGGCAGGUGGCGUCGCGCAGGUGCGGCCCGCGCCCGGCCCGGGGCCGCAUUCGCAGCGCGCGGAGGCGCGGGCACGCCGCGGCGCGCGCCCGCCCGCCUCGACGCGCUCAUGGAGCCGCCGUGGGAGCUCGAGCUGGAGUUGCGACGGCACAUCGAGAACUGUGCCUGUACCUGCGACCACAUGGGCUACGGGAACUACAUGGACUACCAGGUGGCGCCGGCGGCGCACGCCUGCCUGUGCCGCGCGAUCACCUCGCCGCACGCCCACGCCGCGGUGCCAGAAGGUAUGACAUUUCCGGGUCCGCUGCCGGAUGUAGCCGAGAGGUGCGGGCGCUGGGCGCCUGACUCGCUAUCGGCGUCGGCAUCAGGCAGCUCGGACGAGAAGACUGUCCCGCGCCGGCCGCGCUGGCGCAUCGCUUUAGCGGCACUGGUCGUGCUGGCCGCGCUCGGUGCCGCAUUAGCGCUACCGCUGGCGCUCGGCGGUGGUGGCCGUGCCACUCCAGAACAACGACUAACCACUAUACGUCGCAUGCUGCGAGACUCGCCACUAGUUGACGGACAUAAUGACUUAGCAUGGAAUGUUCGAAAGUUUUUACAUAAUAAAAUUGGUGAUUUUAAUUUGAGUGCCGGUCUAGAUGGAAUUGAACCUUGGGCGCGGUCGCGCUGGUCGCACACAGAUAUCCCGCGCUUGAGGCUCGGCCAAGUUGGUGCCCAGUUUUGGUCAGCAUACGUGCCAUGUGGAGCUAGAGAUCGUGACGCAGUUCAACUAGCACUCGAACAAAUGGACGUUAUCAAGCGUAUUGUAGAACUGAAUGCGGCGCAUUUGGCGCUUGUUACCGACGCCGGGGAACUUUUGGAUGCUCAUCGUGAUGGUCGCAUAGCGUCUCUUAUAGGCGUAGAAGGUGGACACGCCCUUGGAGAUUCGCUAGCCGUUCUUCGAGCCUUCUAUCAGCUCGGUGCUCGUUAUCUUACGGUGACACACACUUGUGAUACAAGAUGGGCACGAGCUGCAGGCACGGCAGGAGGACUCAGCGAAUUCGGAAGGGCUGUAGUCAGGGAAAUGAAUCGACUUGGUAUGAUAGUAGACUUGUCGCAUGCGGGGGAAGAGACAGCACGCGACGCUUUAGAAAUGUCACAAGCGCCUGUAGUAUUUUCGCAUUCAGGAGCAGCAGCUCUCUGCAACUCGAGUAGAAACGUUCCGGAUGACUUACUUCGCAUGAUUGCCGCAAACGGUGGCGUCGUUAUGAUAAAUUUCUAUGCAAAACUAGUAACUUGUGGUGAGCGAGCCACUCUAGAAGAUGUGGUGGCGCACAUAAACCAUGUACGGAGGGUCGCUGGCGUGGAGCACGUCGGCUUGGGUGCUGGGUACGACGGCAUAGACGCGCCGCCCGAGGGGCUGGAAGACGUGUCGCGGUAUCCGCACUUGCUCGCUGAGCUGCUGCGCGACCCGGACUGGAGCGAGGAGGACGUGCGCAAGCUGGCCGGCAUGAAUGUGGUACGCGUGUUGCAGCACGUAGAGCGUGUGCGCGACCAGUGGCGGCGUGCUGCCGUGCUCCCGGGCGAGGAGACGGCGGGAGCGCGUCGUGGCGACUGCGUGUAUGGGCCGGCGUGACGUAGGCUACGAGCCGCGCGCUCCCGCGGCCCCCCUCGUACUGCUCAAUAUUGACACUUGUUGAACGUAGUUAUACAUGUAUAUUAGUGUCCAAAUGUGAUUUAGCGAUUAAAGUAAUCUCUACCUGACCUCGAUGCACAAAUUGUUUAGCUAAGGAGCCGCGCGUGCUGGGCGCUUCGUCUCGGCGUCGCGCGUGUCGGCUGCGGUUUGCCCGCUGAACUCUUCUCCAUCCAUGCACUCGACUUCGUUGACGAAAGCCCAAUGCGAUCCGCGAUUUAUAAAAAUGUCAACAAUUGAUGAUAUAAAAGAAUAAUGUGUUUAUAGAAAAAUAAAUAUUCUUUAUUUAUAAUAAACGUUAUUUU
This is a messenger RNA of Spodoptera exigua (beet armyworm), 2080 nucleotides long. Lineage: Eukaryota; Metazoa; Arthropoda; Insecta; Lepidoptera; Noctuidae. The record is from the annotation of a GenBank genome assembly.